AUGCCUCCCAGAAAUUCAGAGAACCUGGGAUCCUCACUUCCGCCUCCAUCGAAUUUGAACAAGCCUUUGGCCUCCCAAAGGGACGACUUGCAUCCAGCUCCAGGGCGUAAACCGAAAGUAGAAGAUCUUGGAUUCUGCGAAUUUUCUUCUGGGACCAAUCCUGUUGUCGAUAUCGUGGCUAUUCACGGCUUAGAUGGGCACAGGGAAAAGACAUGGAUGACAGGAGAUGGCACUCUAUGGCUACGCAACUUCCUGUCUACCGACUUGCCCAACGCCCGCGUCCUCAGCUAUGGUUAUGAUGCCAACACGGGUGAUCAGGAGUGCAUAUCGACUCAGACUAUGCGCCGGCAUGCUGACGGGUUUGCCAACGCGCUCGCAAGGAAACGCAGGGAGGCUCCUCGACGACCAAUCAUCUUCAUCGCACAUAAUCUGGGCGGAAUUAUCCUUAAAUGGGCCCUGGUUAUAUGCCAUAAUCAGAGGGUAACGUCGAAGUGUAACCUUCGAAACAUACUAGUGUCCACUCAUGCGAUCCUGUUCUUUGGAACUCCACAUUCAGGAGUGGAAGACAACAUGCUGGAGGCCAUCAAACGCGUGGCGUCGGUGUACAUGUAUACGACGGAUGUGAUCCUCAGAGAUCUUCGGGCUAAUUCAUCUGAGCUUGAAAACGUGCAGAGUCUCUAUCUUGAGGCGAGCGACAAGAUUAAUACGAUGUUCUUCUAUGAAGAGUAUGCCACAGAGGGGCAGAGAGAACCGUUCGUCCCUUAUCACUCCGCCACGAUUGCCGGGGACCGCGAAGCAAACUCAAUUGUCCUCCAUGCGAACCACCACGAUCUUGUGAGGUUUGGAAGCAAAGAGAACGUCAACUACGAAACCGUUAUCGACUACCUCACGGAGUAUGUUCAAAGUGCCUCCGCGCAGGUGGGGCCGAAGUGGGUGACAGAGGACAGAUUUCGGAGCGCUGCAAUGGGACAGUCCAACCCUGAGCAGGAUUUGCCACCGAGAUAUGUCGAGAAGGCUACAACUUAG
Messenger RNA from Serendipita indica DSM 11827, 1026 nucleotides. The record is from the annotation of a GenBank genome assembly. NCBI's taxonomy places the organism in Eukaryota, Fungi, Basidiomycota, Agaricomycetes, Sebacinales, Serendipitaceae.